UCGAGGACGAAUUUCAAAAAUGGUGGUGAAAUAUGUCACGGUAUUCCGAGGCACCGGGUUCGAGUCCCGGUCUGGCUGCACAUUUUUCUCACCCUAUGACAUUGUUCUGGCCUCAGUUUCCGUAAUACUGGUCCUGGCCUCCGCUUUUUGUAUGGUCCUGGCCGCCAUUUCCGAUAUACUGUUCCGAUAUACAGAUCACUUAUUAUAUACUGGUCCUAGCUACCACUUAUUAUUAUUAUUAUUAUUAUACCAGAUUUAUAUAGCGCCCUUUUCACUUCUGAUCUGUGCCGCAAAAUAUAAGAUACUGAUUAUGGCCGCUACUCCAAAGAUAUAUAUUGGUACAGGUUGCCACUUGUAAUAUGCUGGUACUUCUAAAGUACUUGUUCUGACAGUCAUUUCUAAUAUACAGGUCCUUGUUCGGAGAAAUUAUGUAGAUAACUUAAAGACGUUUUCCUUACUCCAUUUUAUACAUACAUAAUAUGAUUACAGAAAUCCUCCUGCAUUUAUAAACAAGUUACAGCAUGAAUGCAAUUAUUCGAAGUGUUCAGGUAACUCAGACUUUAUUUUAUCCCAGCUGUGACACAAAGCAACCAAUAAUCAAUGGAAACAUCUCAGGUACGUCUUCAUAUAACCGAUUUAUUUUUGUCCCAAGAAACGGUGUUUCGUCACUAUCUGAUAACAGAAGAUAUAGGAACUGUGCCUUUGAACAAUGUGUUUAUUUUUUCAUCCGGCAUUCCCUAGAAGGAUAGAUGUAAACACUGUGUAAGGUGACCGAAAUAAAAUUGGACAAUUCCUGAUAAUUACUGGCAAUGGACUAGAGAGGACUUAAGGACAGAUACCAGCAAACUGACUCCUCCUGCAGGUCUGCUUCAGUAAUAAUGGCUGUAAAACACAAAGGAAGAAAGAUGAAAGUCAAUGAUGACGACAGCAAAGAAAGUGGAUUAAAACUGCAUAAAACUAAUUGUGACACGCUGUAUCGGUGGUCCAUGUGGCGGAUGUAUCUUAAUGAGGAAUUGUCUCGCGUGAUCUCCGCGAGACGAGAUCAUUUGGACUAUUCGAAUUCUGUAUUCAGUGUGACCUCACCAUAUAUCAGACACCCUGACGGCAAAGUGUACGGUCAUCAAAUGAAGAAACUAUUUAAAAGGAAUAUGAAACAUUCCCAUUCAGGUGAUAUUUUAUCUGACAAUGUUUACCUUGUGUAUGGCUUACCGCGAGUUUCUAUAAAAAAUCGUGCGCCAGAGGAGGUUCAAAAACUUCACGAGUCUGUGCAUGAACUAGAAAUGCUUCAUAAACAACGAGACAGACAGUCAGACGAUAGUGCUGGAGCAGACGAACAAAUUUCUAAACUGUUUGACUUUGUUACAUCUGAUGACACGGUUAAUGACAAUUAUGAAUCCGUUCGGCUUCUCGGAGAAACUGAAAAAUACCAGGGCAUUUCUAAUUCAGGAGCCGAUUUCUCAACUACUGGUGUGCAAAGCGCAAGUUCUGGUCACAUAAAAGACGACUUACUUGCUAAAUUAGACUCGUCGUCAAAUGGCAAUACCAAAGAUGGUGAUAAAGUUGACAUAAAUAUGACAACUAAGAGCCAGAAGCAUAUUCCUCCCGUCAGCAAAAGCCGUCUGUUUUGGGAAAGGCUGGCUCAUAAGAAAUCAGAAAUCAUAGACAUGGGAAAAGAUAAACCAGACAUAAAAGAUAACCACGAGCAUACCAUGAUCUCUGAUGAAAUUCUUCAAAAGCAGCAGAAACUUUUGAAAAAGCCCACACCAAAGAGAACUAGCAGAGAUCUUUGGCGUACACUGAGGGAAAGGAAAACAGAAAUAUUACAACUCCGUGAGAUAACUGAAGGUCAGAAAAACGAACACGGAAACCAAAUUAAGAGGCGCGAGAGCAAGACAAGCCAACUUUGGGGAUUUAUAUUCCAUAAAAAGAAGGAACUUGUUCCCUUAAAACGUGGGAAUAAAGUACCGAUUGAAGUCACAAAGAGCCAUAAUGGAUAUGGACAGAAAGGGUUUGCUUUAGAAUCAAAUGAUUCUAAACCAAACAUAUCACCGCGGAACUUUGAAGAUUCAUUCCAAAAAGAAUUAGCCGCGCGAUUAAAAAAGAGACGCGAUCAUCUGGAACCGACUCUGGAGAAUACAGAAUAGUGGAUUAUAUCUACGGGCAUUACAUAUGGUCUUCCAUAGAGUCAUAAAGAUAUUUUCCUUUUCUUGUGCGCCAUUCAUUAUUACCUGGCGUGUUAUUCCUUAUCAUUAAGCUUAUGUGACUGGAAUCAUGAAGCACAUUUAAGUAGACCACAGUAACGGCAAACAUAUACGGGCACCGAUACUUUUACAAUAAUUAUUCAUGUCUAUGUGGAUGUACACGCUCGCUGCAUAUUUCAAACAUUUUUGUCGUCUAAGGUUCUGAAUUCUUGACAAGAAAGGUAAAUAAUAUAAGAUACUGAAACUCCGUAUAUGUUAUAUAUGGACAUAGGCCGACCAGUAACUUGUUGGGGAUAAACGUAAUCCGAGUCGCUUCAGUGUUUUCUUGCUACUAUAAAGACGGGGAAAAUGUAUAGUUGGAUGACUGUGAUAAUAUUUUCUUUUCAAUCAGUAGAUAGGUAACAUGUACAACUAUAUUUUGUACACAUACCUAGUACACAUUUUCAUUAUUGCUUCGUAAGAUGAAAUAUCUGCGUGAUUAAUAUGGAUCAACCCCUCGUUUAUUAUAUAUAGUACAUUUCAUGAUUGCUGGGAAAUGUGAUUGAAUUGUUUACUUUCUGUUACUGUCAGUUAGUGUCACUUAUAACAAAUUAUUUGAAGUUUUUACUUCCUGUUACGGUCAUUUAGAAUAAAUUGUAAAACAAAACAACAACACCUUCUUAUGGACAUCAUGCUGUAAUAACAUUAAGUCUUUCUGUCCUGAAAAAAUGUAUAUAACUAACGGUAAUUCACUUCCAUAUAAAAAUAAGUAAAUAAAAAGAGUAAAAAUAA
Mercenaria mercenaria is the source of this 2972-nucleotide messenger RNA. RefSeq lists its product as uncharacterized. The transcript is spliced from 4 exons. The record is from RefSeq and is a predicted model, not a curated record. NCBI's taxonomy places the organism in Eukaryota, Metazoa, Mollusca, Bivalvia, Venerida, Veneridae. The coding region runs from base 879 to 2144 and encodes 421 amino acids.